GCUAUCUAGCAUUUUCCAUAGUGUUUCUGUUCAUUUGCAGGAAUACAUUUUCAAAACAUGAACAGCAUCCUAGAAAAUUUAAAAAAGAAAGAAAAGAAAUAUGUUGGAGCUAAAGCAGGCCAAUGGAGAGGCCAUCGAGAUUUAUAUGAAGGGUGCAGUGAAUUGAAUGUUGACAUUCUUUCACAACCAGAUAACGGAGAGAUAAAAGGAACAGGCAAUGACAGCUAUUACGGAAAUUUCGUUUUCAGAGGAUUUUGUGCUGGGAAUAAUACAGUUGCAUUACAAGCUAAUAGUUUUACUAAAAACCGAACUAUCAGUAUUCUGUAUAAUGGACAGAAAGCAAACGACGAAUUUAUCAAAGGGAAAUAUGAAAUAAGUUCAAAUGAUAAACAUUUACCACUGCUUCACGUAGGAGAAUUUACACUGCGAUGGAUUUCAGACAGUCAUUUAUUUGUACGGGCAAAUUAA
Molecule: messenger RNA, 468 nt
Organism: Mytilus trossulus (common blue mussel)
Lineage: Eukaryota; Metazoa; Mollusca; Bivalvia; Mytilida; Mytilidae
Exons: 2
Coding region: 58-468 (136 amino acids)
Source: RefSeq, a predicted model, not a curated record